AUGGAAUCUAGCGAGUCGGUUGAUGGAGCUGAUGUCGUCAUUCCAUUGUCUUCGGUUAAACAAGUAACUGACAGGUAUGCUAACACGUUGUAUGGAUAUUUUCUGGGUAAACGGCUGGCUUUUCCUGUGGUGGAUUAUUUUGCAAAGAACAACUGGGUUAAAUAUGGUCUCUCUAGACUAAUGAUGAAUGCGAACGGGUUCUUUUUCUUUAAAUUCAAAACAAAGGAAGGGAUGGAUAAAUUGGUGGAGGAUGGACCUUGGAUGAUUAGAAAUGUUCCGAUAAUUUUGAAGGAGUGGUCGGCCUCUGUCAAGUUGAAAAAAGAAGAUAUAAAGGCUAUCCCAGUCUGGGUUAAGAUGCAUGAAGUGCCGUUAGCAGCGUAUACUGAGGACGGUCUUAGUUUGCUCACUUCUAAGAUAGGGGUGCCUAAGAUGCUAGAUUCGUACACUGCUACAAUGUGUGCUGAGUCUUGGGGAAGAAGCAGUUAUGCUAGAGCUCUCAUUGAAAUUCAAGCCGGGGCUGAGUUAAAGAGGAGUGUUACUAUUGCAAUCCCAUCUUUAGAGGAUAAAUCGUGCCCAAAGAGCCCUCAGGUUGUUUCGAGUAGGGAUUCUGGAAAGAAAAUUGAUGAUUUUCAAGUUGUGGGUGCAAAGAAGAAGAAAGCUACUAACCAAGGUCUUUAUAUGAAAAAUCAAAAGCCUAAGGUAGUGUACAGACCAGUUGUAAACCCUAAACCAAUUUCGUCCUCGAGGAAGCCGAUGAACAAUCAGGUAUCAACGUCAAACCCCUUUGAUGUCCUUAAGGAUGAUGAUGGUGGUCAGGGAGGUAGUACUGUGGGUCGUAUAGAGAAGAAGGCCAAGCAGGUUAAUGACAAGCAAGAUUCAGAUGAGGAGGAGGUUGAGGAAGUCUACAAUGAAACUAAUGAAUUUAUGACUUCGGGAACACAUCCUUCAUCUUCUAGAGCUCAGGCAAGCAACUCAUCCACAAAGGGAUCCAAUGGCUAG
Messenger RNA from Helianthus annuus (common sunflower), 999 nucleotides. RefSeq lists its product as uncharacterized. Lineage: Eukaryota; Viridiplantae; Streptophyta; Magnoliopsida; Asterales; Asteraceae. Bases 1 to 999 code for a protein of 332 amino acids. The record is from RefSeq and is a predicted model, not a curated record. The transcript has 2 exons.